Molecule: messenger RNA, 4583 nt
Organism: Phacochoerus africanus (Common warthog)
Lineage: Eukaryota; Metazoa; Chordata; Mammalia; Artiodactyla; Suidae
Gene: ANKRD24
Product: ankyrin repeat domain 24
Exons: 17
Coding region: 1071-4349 (1092 amino acids)
Molecular function (GO): actin binding
Source: RefSeq, a predicted model, not a curated record
GAGCGGGCUUGGCAGCAUCUCGCAGGCGGAGCGGCCGAGCUCAGGCAUUGCGAGCCCCUCCCUCCAGCCCCUCUGGUCCCUCCGGCCGGGUCACCUCCCGGAGCCCGGCCGCCUGGCGCCCUGGACGCCAUGAAGCAGCUCUGCCUGUGCGCCGCCGCCUCCUUCGCGGUAGGGCCGGGGGAGGGGGCGCGGGAGCAGGCUGGCGGGCGGGCGCGGGUCCUUCCUCCCCUCCCCGCCCCCUGACCACGCAGUGUCUAGACCCACUACCCCCAGACCCGCGAAGGAUGAACUGGGAGGAAGGAGGGGGCGGGAGAGAGAUUGAGGGGAUGGAUGGGGCAUUGGGGAGACAGUUUGAAAACAGAUGGGGACACUUAGGGGGAUUUAGAGGGCAUUUAAGGGGACAGUUUUGAGGAACAGUUUUGGAUGGGAUCAUUUUGGGGGAAAGAUACUGACAUUUGGAGAACAAUUUUGGAGGACAUUUGAAAGAUUUAUGGGGAGGACACUUUGGGGACAGAUGAUGGGGUCAUUGAGGGGAUGAUUUUGGAGAACAUGCCAGGAAUUUGGGGAAGACAUUAUGGACUGUAUUUCAGAUCUUGGGACAUUUGAGGGACAGUUGUGGCAUCUCAGAGCAGUUGAAGAGGGAUUGAUGGCAGAGGGUGGUGCUGAGGGACAUUUAAAGGAACCCUUUGGGGUGUUUCUCUGGGAAGACCAUGGGGGGUAGUUCAGAGAGACAUAGGAUGAAGUAAUAUUGGAAAGAUCACUUUUACUAAGGGGGAAGCUGGGGGCCUAGUUUCGGGGGACAGCUUUUUGGAAAAAUGCUGGCUGCCCAUCUGGGGAUAGUUUAAUGCUGGCAGUGAGGGUGUUGGAUGACAGCUGGGGCGACGGGCCUGGGGGCAUUUGCUGGGGACACAGGCUUGGGGAACGUUGUCUCAGGCCCCCACCCAGGACCACUUCCCCUGGCAGCUGCGGCUCAGCCCCAAUGACCUCGGCUCCUGCCCACCCUGCGGCCCUUGUCCCAUCCCGAAGCCGGCAGCCAGAGGCAGGCGCCAGGCAAGUGCCCAGGGCCUGCGAUGAGAGCCCGGAGCCCCUGCCUGGGUAGCGGGGAGGAGCAGUGGCCACCAGCCCCACAUUGCUCUGGAUGUGCCCAGCAGAGCCAGGACUGGGGCAAAAGUGACGAGCGGCUGCUACAGGCGGUGGAGAACAACGACGCUGCUCGGGUGGCUGCCCUCAUUGCCCGCAAAGGGCUGGUGCCCACGAAGCUGGACCCUGAGGGCAAGUCCGCAUUCCACCUGGCGGCCAUGAGGGGUGCAGCCAGCUGUCUAGAGGUGAUGCUAGCACACGGCGCUAACGUCAUGAGCACAGAUGGGGCAGGUUACAACGCCCUCCACCUGGCUGCCAAGUAUGGGCACCCACAGUGCUUGAAGCAACUACUACAGGCAUCCUGCGUGGUGGACACUGUGGACAGUAGUGGGUGGACGGCCUUGCAUCAUGCAGCGGCUGGUGGCUGCAUCUCCUGCUCAGAAAUGCUCUGCUCCUUCAAGGCACAUCUGAAUCCCCGAGAUCGGUUGGGUACAACACCCCUUAUCAUAGCAGCUCAGAUGUGUCACACAGAUCUGUGCCGCCUCCUCCUGCAGCAAGGGGCUGCUGCAAAUGACCAGGACCUGCAGGGCAGGACGGCCCUGAUGCUGGCCUGUGAGGGAGCCAGCCCCGAAACAGUGGAGGUGCUGCUGCAGGGUGGGGCCCAGCCGGGCAUCACUGAUGCGCUGGGCCAGGAUGCCACUCACUACGGCGCCCUGGCAGGGGACAAACUCAUCCUGCACCUCCUGCAGGAGGCAGCCCAGCGCCCCUCACCACCCAGCGAGGAUGAUUCAGGCGAGGCAUCAUCUCAGAACUCUGUGUCCAGCCAUGAAAAGCAAGGGGUCCCCAAGAAGCGGAAGGCACCUCAGCCCCCUGCCAGUAUCCCUAUGCCGGUGAGAGAUGCCCUGGCCAUGUGGGCAGCAAGUGGGGCCCCCCAGGCCAGACGGGGAGAAAGCUCUGGCUCAGGUAUGGGUGGGUACAGGCCUUGGGCCUCAUGUAAAGGUGGUGGGUGGGGGGACAGGAUGAUCAAGAUGCCUAUGAGGAGAUCGUGCGGCUGCGACAGGAGAGGGGCCGCCUUCUGCAGAAGAUCCGGGGCCUGGAACAGCACCAGGAACAGAGGAAGCAGGAGCUGCCAGAGGCGGAGGCCAGCUCCCUCCACAGCCUGGAGAGACAGGUGCAAGAGCUACAGCAGCUGCUGGUGGAGAAGCAGGAGGAGAAGGAGAGUCUGGGACGGGAAGUGGAAAGUUUGCAGAGUAGGCUCUCCCUGCUGGAGAAUGAACGGGAGAACACCAGCUAUGACGUGGCCACCCUGCAGGAUGAGGAGGGUGAGCUGCCUGACUUCGCAGAUCCUGGAGCACUUCGAGAGGGACGAGAUGGAGGCAAACGGUUUGGCCGAGGUCAUCCCUCUAGCACUCUACGACUCUCUCCGGGCUGAGUUUGACCAGCUCCGCAGGCAGCACGCCAAGGCCCUGCAGGCUCUGGAGCAGCAGGAAGCAUGGGAGGCCCCCAGAGAAGAGGAGGCAGCCCCUGGGGACAGCAAGGGCCUGGGAGCCAAGACCACCAGAAACGGGCCAAUGGAAACAGAGCUUAACAGCAGUGCAGCUCCGGAAACCAGAAUUAACGGGGCAGAGGCCACAGAUGAGGAGGCUGCAGGAGUGGAGACCACGGGAGCAGGGGCCCUGGAAACAAAACCCACUGGCGUGGAGGCCACAGAAACAGAUGGUGUGGGCGCUGAGACCUUGGAAGCAAAGGCCACAGGGGCUGAGGUCACAGAAACAAAAUCUCUAGAAGGAAACCCGGAGCCAAAGGCCACAGGAGCAGAGGCCACAAACAUGAAAGCAGAGGAACCAGAAAGGAAGGCCAGUGGAGUGGAUGCUGUGGGGGGAGAGCUCACGGACACAGAGACCACAAAAACGGAAGCCAUGGGAGUGGAGGCCACUGCCCUAAGGGUCUCUGCAGGCCCCGUCCUACACCCUGGUGCUGCUGAGGCCUCGGAGAAGUUGCAGGCAGAACUGGAAACCAGGAUCCGCAGCUUGGAGGAAGCGCUCCGGCAGCGGGAGCGGGAGGCAGCUGCGGAGCUGGAGGCAGCCCACGGCAAGUGUGAGGCCGCAGAGGCUGAGGCAGGCCGGCUUCGGAAGCGGGUGCGUGAGGCUGAGGGUGGCGGCGUCAGCGGAGGUGACAUGGGCCAGCUUCGGGCAGCACUGGAGCAGGCCCGGGAGGACCUCCGAGAUCGGGACAGCCGCCUCCGGGAGCUGGAGGCGGCCUCGGCCCGGCUGGAUGAAGCUCGGGCCGGCCGACUGUUGGCAGAGGAAGAGGCCCGGGGUCUGCGGGCAGAGCUGGCCCGGCGAGAGGAGGCGCGGCUGGAGCUGAGUCGGGAGCUGGAGGCGCUCCGAGAGCAGCUGGCUGCAGCCACGACCGCCAGGGAGCAGCAGCGGGCCGCGGCUGCCGAGCUAGGCCAGGCGCGGGAUGCAGCGGAGGCCCGGGCCGCUGAGCUGGCCGCGGCCUGCGAGGAGGCUCGGCGGGGCCUGGCGGAGCUGCGCGAGGCCUCCGAGAUGCUCCGCCAGUCAGCGGUGCCAGCCUCUGAUCACCUCCGGCUGCAGGAGGAGGCCCUGGAGCUGCGGGGCCGGGCGGCCAGCCUGGAGCAGGAGGUGGUGGCCACGGGCAAGGAGGCCGCGCGGCUGCGAGCCGAGCUGGAGCGCGAGCGCAUGGGCAGUGUGGCCCGCCUGGAGCACGAGCGCAUUGUCGGUGUGCUGCAGGCCGAUGUGGCCCGCCUGGAGGGGCAGCUGCAGGAGCUAGGACGCCGCCAUGAGAAGACCAGCGCUGAGGUCUUCCAGGUGCAGCGGGAGGCGCUGUUCAUGAAGAGUGAACGGCAUGCGGCCGAGGCCCAGCUGGCCACCGCAGAGCAGCAGUUGCGGGGGCUACGUACUGAGGCCGAGCGGGCACGCCAGGCCCAGAGCCGUGCAAAGGAGGCCCUGGAGAGGGCCAAGGAGAAGGACAAGAAGAUCACAGAACUCUCCAAGGAAGUCUUCAGUCUUAAGGAGGCACUGAAGGAGCAGCCAGGAGCCGCAGAUGCCUCGGAGGUGGAAGCCCUCCGCGGCCAGGUGAAGACUCUGCAGGAGCAGCUGGAGGAGGCCGCCAGGGAUCACAGUGCAGUGGUGGCCUUGUACAGGAGCCACCUCCUCUACGCCAUUCAGGGUCAGAUGGAUGAAGAUGUGCAGCAGAUUCUGAGCCAGAUCCUGCAGAUGCAAAGACUCCAGGCCCAGGGCCGCUGAGAUCUGAGCCCUGCCCUCCACCCGCCAGGCCCCGCACAGGAGUGUCCAGACUCCCUCACUGACCAUCCCCUCACUACCUCCCUGGCCCCACUGGUCCCUGAACACACUGGUCAGUCUAGACCCGGGCCCUGACUGAGCCCUCCUCCCCCACACCAGAGAAUCUAUGAGUCCUCUCUCCCAUGGCCAGUCCAUGAGGUCCCCCUCCCCAGGAAUAAAAGCUUCCGGAGCAGAGGA